Scaptodrosophila lebanonensis is the source of this 1393-nucleotide messenger RNA. RefSeq names its product DNA repair protein XRCC3-like. Gene Ontology annotation, biological process: telomere maintenance via recombination; t-circle formation; resolution of mitotic recombination intermediates. The record is from RefSeq and is a predicted model, not a curated record. NCBI's taxonomy places the organism in Eukaryota, Metazoa, Arthropoda, Insecta, Diptera, Drosophilidae. The coding region runs from base 191 to 1312 and encodes 373 amino acids. The transcript has 4 exons. Gene Ontology annotation, molecular function: four-way junction DNA binding; ATP binding; ATP-dependent DNA damage sensor activity. Gene Ontology annotation, cellular component: replication fork; Rad51C-XRCC3 complex.
GAUAACGGAAUUUUAGAAGCAACGGGCUUUAUGUAUACUGUUGUUUAUGUGCCAGUUAAUUCAUGGGUCUAUUUAAAGCACCAAGCGGCCACUAAGAAAAAUUUGUCAUUACGCUAUGGUAUGUGAGUGAAAGGGAACAACUGAUCGCCAGCUACAUGAACUUUAAAUAUUUUCGAAACCACUCGCAGCGAUGACGGAUUUCUUAAAGCAGCUGCCUAAGCAUAUUCGGGAUAUGGCGGAGCUCAAUGUUUGCACGCCAGAGCUCAUACUGGUAACGUCCACGGAGAAGUUUCUCGACACGCGUGUAUUGGAAGAGGACAGAGCUAAAGACAAAUCCUCAUUCCAGUCGGUUCUAACAAAAACUAAUCCCCAUUAUUGCUAUAAAUUGGAAAAGUCCGUUAGUAACGAUGUAAAAUGCAAGCCGGAAGAUGUUCGUCAGCUAAAGGAUGCGGCAGCAAAAUGGUUGGCCCAGUCGCCAGUUGCGGCUGACUCUCUUCUUCAACCGCCAGCCUGUAACAAGUGGUCACAUCUGAGCUUUGGCUGUGCUAGCCUCGAUCGCUGCACUGGCGGUGGAGUUUCCACGCGUGGCAUAACAGAAAUCUGUGGAGCCGCUGGCGUGGGAAAGACACAGUUGCUUCUGCAGCUAUCGCUCUGCGCACAACUGCCCACAAACCUGGGUGGACUAGGCAGGGGCGUAGCUUACAUAUGCACCGAGGAUGUGUUUCCCUCGCGCCGUUUACUUCAGAUCUCGAAAGCUUUCGAGACUCGCUACCCCGAUCAGAAGCUACGGUAUAUGAGCAAUGUAUUCAUUGAGCAGUUAUAUGAUAGCGAGCCACUGCUCAACUGUGUCUGCAAACGACUGCCUAAACUGCUGGAGCAACAAGACAUUGGUCUGAUAAUCGUAGACUCAGUGGCCGCCAUCUUUCGGCUAUACACAGACUUCAUAGAGCGAGCACGGGACCUCCGUCGAUUUGCUCAUGCCCUUCUCGGCUAUGUGGAUAAGUAUAAGCUGGCGGUUGUUUGCUCCAAUCAAAUGACGGCCAGCUCCGCCAAUUCUGAGAAUGGAACACUGCAGGAUAUGCCAUGUCUGGGCCUGCAAUGGGCACAACUGGUUCGCACUCACCUGCGUAUUAGCAAGGGGCCCAGGCAGCACUGGAAGGCGGCCGAGAUGUUGAGCGUGCGAAAACUGGAGGUCGUUUUUUCACCGGAUACGCCCAACCAGUCCACCGAAUUUUUUAUCACCUCAGAUGGUGUAGUCGACAUGCCUGUGCCUCCUGAUUUGGAGGUGCCUAGCAAAAGAACACGACGUUAAGACAAUAUCUCUUUCCAAAUACAUUGUUGCAUAGUUUUUAAUUUCGUAAAUAGGCCACGGUACGUAAUUAAUUAUAAAAUA